CUUCAAAUUUGACACAAAAACAAAGGAAAGAAAAUUCUUGUUUACCAAAAAAUUUGUAUAUAAAAAUGCAUUUGCGUGACGAUAGUGUCUCCUGAUGAUGUGAGUUGCAGUCAAAUCAAAAUCAUUUCAUUUUGGAGUUCACUUCUCAUAUUUUCUUUCAAUUCAUUGGAGAGUGUCUCUGUGUGCCACUGAACUACCUCAGUGUGUGAUUGUGUGUUCUGAAUCAAAAGCAAAGUUACUUUCUUUCUCUCGAAAGAACAACACCCACAACACAAGACAGAGAAAGAGUGAGAGUGAGAGUGAGAGUGAUUCAAACCCCAGAAAACAAAACGGGUGAUUACUUGAUAAAGAAGAGAGCCGUUGAGGCUUGGAAGAGAACCGUUCAACUCCGACCCUUAGGAAUCAUGGCGAGGAAGAUGCCCUGUGCCCUUCAAGAGAUAGGUAAUGAUAGUCCAAAAGUUUCAGAAGCAAGAAAGGAUUCCUUAUCAACCGUAUAUCAACAACAAAAUAAAUUCAAUUCUUUGGAGGUUUGUCAAGAAUCUUCUCUUUCAAGGAUUAACUCUGAUAGUAGGUGUGCCAUCAUUUCAUGCUAUAACCUUGAGCCUGAUGGAAUCUGGAAAAUUGUUGCCCAAUUUGUGCAGUGUCACAAUCACAUUAACUUAGCUUCUGGUGUAAAUAUGGAUGGUCUGCAACUUCUUUACCUUCCAUCUCUUAAUAGUUUGAAGAUUGAUCAAUGUAAGGGGUCCAGAGGGCCUGUUCCUCCUUAUGCUUCUUCAGUGAAAUCAUGUUCGAAAAAAGGCUUUACUGGUUCAAAUGUGCGUCGUCGAUGUCAAAAUAAGAUUGCUAGCAGAGCUUCUAAACUGAAUGAACUACCUGAGAAUUCUUGUUCACAGAGUUGUAGCCCUGUCUUGUUCUCUGACAGUUCUUCUGCAGUUAAUUCCUCUGAUAAAUAUAAGAGUGAAUCCAAGGAAGACAAGUCUUUGAAGAAAAAUUCAAGAAAAAGGACAAGAAAGAAAGUUAGACAGAGUAAGAAGAAGUCAAGUGACAGUGGCUCUCCGGAACAAGAAGUUCUUGCUGAGGAAUAUGUCUCUGCAAGUUUGGCUUCUGAAACCUGCAGCAGCAAUGAUGCGGAUAAGGAGGUUGGGCUGAUGUAUACAACUGCACCAGACUUUUCUUCUUCAGAUGAUAGAUUAAUAAAAACUGAUUAUGAAAAAAGUGAGGUGAAUGACAGCAUCACUGCUAUGGAAGCAUCUAGUAGUUUCAACUCUUAUCUUGAUGAGGCAGUGAUGUCCAAAGCUAGUGCACCUAUUGUUCAAAGUUCUGCAGGAGAUUGUGCCACAUUUGAGUCCAUGAAUCAGCUCCAGGCUGGGGGCUGUGAUUUUGCAGUCAUUGAUAGAGAAGUAAAGGACAUCCAACAUAUUGAUCCUUGCUGUUUUAAUGAUAUACAAGACUCUUUGGUAUUGGAUUCAGUUUCCAUUAGUUCAAAAAGUGAUCAAAGUACCAAUGCUGAUGAUAUAGGAAAACGAUCCAACGAUAUAAGCUGCAGAAUCACUUCAGAUUCAGGAGAUGGGUACUUUCUUAGUCAAAACUUAACGAACAAUGUUCACAAUAACUCUGAACAUAAUGAGGAGAUUAGGCAUGAUGGUCAAAGUUGCAUCAGUAAUGAUAAGAGAGUUAAGCAAAAAAGAACAAUGUCGAAGAGUUCAAGUUCCAACAAGUUUGGGGGUGUUGGAAAUUUGCAUGGUCGAACAGGGAAGGAAAACAGUCAUUCUGUCUGGCAAAAAGUUCAGAAGAACAGUUCUGAUGAAUGUGUUGGUGAUUUGAAGAAAGUGAACACUAGUCUAUCACAGUUUUCUUCCACCAUGGAAAAGGAUCCUUCAGUUAUCAGAGACUCUAGCUCUGUCAGUGUAAAUGUGGUAUCAAAAACUGAGGAUAAAAAACAGUCAAAAAAUAAAGUUGGUAGGAAAUCAAAAGGUAAAACGAGCUCAGUUUCAAAAAAAGGACACUGCAAUUAUUCUAGGAAGGGUUCCCAUUUUAACAGGUCUCUGUUGAAUGGUCAUGGGAAGGUUAGUGUUCAGCAGAAUGAUAUGUUGCAUAUCUCAUCUCAGGAAAUCAAUCAACAAGGAUUGAACACUGUCUCAGGAUUCAAUUCUGAUAUUAAUUGCCUGAUGGAUGGGGUCCAGACCAAUGGAGGAGUUGAUCAAGAAACAUCUAAAAUAGUUCACAGUGCUGGAUUCCAUCCAGAGAAGUUAAAUCCUCAAAAAAAUGCUUGCCAUACUAUUGCAAACAUGAAGGAUGAAAAUAUUGACAUUCAAGAUAGUUUAUUGGUAAUGCAAUGUGAGAACAAUCAAUCGGAUACGUCUGAGGAGCAAUCUCUAGUGUCCUCUAGUCUUUUAGGUGAUGAAGUUGGUCAAACUAAGAAAGAAGAAUCUUCCGCAGACUACAUUGCCCCAAACCACAGUUCUGGAUCUACCCUAUGGAAAUGGAUACCGAUUGGGAGAAAGAAUACAGGGUUGGAAAUUUCUGAAUCUAAUAGUUCAUCACAAGAAUACUCUGAUGCACCCACUUGUAAUAAUUUUAACUUGGAAAGCAGUGUUGAACCAAAAUUGGCCUCCUUUUCUGAAAAUCAGGAUUCUUCACUAAAUGCAAGCAGAAAAUGCAUUAGUCAGAUUAAUGACAAAGUUUCUUGUCCUGAUGAGGAUGAGAAUCAUAAAAUGGGUAGUCAGGUUGCAUGUACAUUGACAGAGCACAAGGACAAGCUUGAAGUAGCUAAUUGCAUGGGUGAUGAACGUGAAAAUAAAGAUAUGUUAGAAAAUGAGUCAUACAGAAUAGCUCAAGCUGUGAAUGAUGUUUGUAGGGCACAAAUAUCUUGUGAAGCUGUACAUAUGGCUACAGGUUUUCCAGUUGCAGAGUUUGAAAAACUACUUCAUUUUUGUAGUCCUGUUAUUUGUGAAUCACUAGAUUCACUCGGUUGUUCAACAUGCUCCCACGACCAUGCUGGUGGUGUCUCACUGUGCAGACAUGAGAUUCCUGACCUACCUUUGGGCUGCCUGUGGCAGUGGUAUGAGAAACAUGGGAGCUAUGGGUUAGAGAUAUGGGCUCAGGAUUGUGAAAAUCUGAAGAGACAAGGAGGUGUUGGUUAUUUUCCAUUUCGUGGCUAUUUUGUCCCUUCUUUAUCAGCAGUUCAGCUGUUUAAGAACCACGAAAAUCAAAGUCUAAAUAGCAAUGACAAGAUUCCAUAUUGUGAGGUUUCAGAGGCAUGUGAUAUGGUUGACUCAGAAAACUCGUCUUCUGGCAAUCAACAUUCAAUAUUUUCUGUUCUCAUUCCCCAGCCUCGCAAUCAGGAUGCAUACAUUCAAACACCAAAGAAGAUGCUUUCUAUCAAUGAUGCAUCUAAUCCACCUAUCAACUCAGCAUGCCCUCGUGGUUUAGAACUUCUUUUUGAAUAUUUUGAAUUUGAACAACCUCAACAAAGACGGCCUCUAUAUGAGAUGAUACAAGAACUGGUUAGAGGCAAUAUAACAAUCCGGUCUACAACUUAUGGGGACCCAACUAUGCUGGACUCAGUAAACCUACGGGACCUUCACCCUAGAUCUUGGUACUCAGUAGCAUGGUAUCCUAUUUACCGAAUACCAGAUGGCAACUUUCGUGCAGCCUUUUUGACUUACCAUUCACUUGGACAUUUGGUACACAGAAGUACAAGUUCUGGUUUUUCAACCAUAGAUUCUUGCACUGUAUCUCCAGUUGUGGGUCUUCAAAGUUACAAUGCCCAGGGUGAAUGCUGGUUCCAGCUGAAUCAUUCUGCUCUGGCAGCACAAGGGCUGGGCUUAAACCCUUCUUUAGUUCUCCAAGAGCGUUUGAGGACACUUGAGGAAACAGCAUCUCUAAUGGCAAGAGCUGUUGUCAACAAGGGAAACCUAAACUGUACUAACAGACAUCCUGAUUAUGAGUUUUUCUUGUCUCGGCGACGGUAUUGAUAUCUCAAAAUUUUCAUCAUGAACAAUUCUAAGUAGACCAACUAGUUUUUCAAAUAAUUUUGGCUACAUCCAGAUAGGAUAUAUUGUCUCAAAUAGGAUCCGAGUGUGAUUGAUUGUAUUCGGUUGUACAUAGCUUUGUGCAGUACCAAUUUUUGUCUUUACAUUCUACCUUUCAAUUUUAGCUCACUUUUGUUUCUUGCUAGAGUGAAAAAUAAAGAAUAUGCAGUGGUGAUAUGAAAGAUUAGCAGCUAUUCUGGAAUUUUUCCCUACAGUUCAGUUUAUGAUUCUCAAAAUUUUCACCAUGAAUAUUUCUACAGUGAAUGCUGCCAUUUUUGCAUUCAGACUAGAUUACUUGUAUUCCAUCCAUACUUUCCAG
This is a messenger RNA of Abrus precatorius (Indian licorice), 4353 nucleotides long. RefSeq lists its product as uncharacterized. The transcript has 7 exons. Bases 405 to 3977 code for a protein of 1190 amino acids. Lineage: Eukaryota; Viridiplantae; Streptophyta; Magnoliopsida; Fabales; Fabaceae. The record is from RefSeq and is a predicted model, not a curated record.